Molecule: messenger RNA, 1734 nt
Organism: Anopheles coustani
Lineage: Eukaryota; Metazoa; Arthropoda; Insecta; Diptera; Culicidae
Product: putative SERF-like protein
Exons: 3
Coding region: 227-409 (60 amino acids)
Source: RefSeq, a predicted model, not a curated record
ACAAAAUCGUCGUUGUGGCAAUUACCGAAUUGUACAUCAUUCUCUCGACUAGGGACUUCAUAAAACUGCAAACCGUCAGAUAAGCGUUGUGUGUUCCGUUUCCGGAAGAAGCGAAGAUUUCUACGUCGUCAAAUCCCCGUGUGACCUAGUUGGUGCUUCGAGGAGCGGAAGCUUGUGAACAUCCUGAGUUGUUUUUGGCGUAUUCUUACUCAUCUCGAAAUAGAAAAUGACCCGAGGAAACCAGCGUGAACUCGCCCGCGCGAAGAACCAGAAAAAGAACUCGGACAAACCGAAGCAACGGGAGGAUGGGCUGACCCACGAACAGCGAAAACAGCGUGAUGCCGAUAUUAUGCGACAAAAACAGAUGAAAAAAGAACAAGCGGCCGGUGGACAAGCGAUCCAGAGUUAAUGAACGUAGCAGGUAACGCCUACCACAACCACCACCACCAUCACCCCUCGUUUCAAUCCCAACUGGAAUCUUGGCUCGCAUGCCAGCAACAAUUCCCGUCAGCUCCCAACGUAAUCGAUCGCCCACCUUACUGUAAUGCAAGAAAAGGAAAGAUAAUGCAUCCUCUUACGUACAGAUGACAGCACAAUUGGGUCACGUUUGAGAUUCAUCUGUUCGAUUAUUAACAAAUAUGGUAAAAUUUACCUGAACGCCCUCUGUUCGUUUCCGGUGCGCUAAAUCAUUGAAAUUCUUAUUUUGAACGGUAUGCAAUGCUAGCGAUGACAAAACGCCAUGUUCUAUUGUUGUUCAGUUGAUCCGUUACCGUGCGUAGGAAUAAACGGAUUCUCCGCCAAGCAAAUAGCAAUAACACAAACUAACAAUUACACAUACAAUAUGUAAUAGCUAGCAGUUAGGUAUGAAAAACGGCGUGCUUUGGCUUUAUCAUGGUCAAGAUAAUUUAGAUACAGGUGAGCAUAAACCACGAAACAUGGACAUGUGGUCAAUGUGAAUCUUUAUCGAACACAGUUAGCAGCAAAUAGUCAUGCAGUUGACGUUGAAAGGAAAGAAGUAUUGUUAAAUUUACGAAGCGAGACAAAUAGAGUUGAUCAAGCAGCAAGUUGGGGCAGAACGCGAUUUGAAGACACAGAUGUUGGUGAACGUUAUUACGAUUGAUGCUAGUUCCGUUUUAGGGGAUGUUCUAUGAUUUGCUGUUUCAUAUAAAUAUGAAAACACAGUUCGUCUCUCGUAACCCUGAUGCCAUUUCUCCAUAAACCGAAAAACGGAACAUCUCAAUCAGUUGUAAAAUCGGAACCCGGAACUGAAGACACAAUGAUUAAGUUGCAAUGCAUUUGGGGCAUUCGAAGAGAGAGGGAAAAGGUGCUGGAUGUUGUACCGGCAACGGAAGGGGUGGUAGAUGGCAGGUGGUUCUGCGUUGAAAAAACGGGAGCGUACAAGUAAAAGUUAUAGUUAAGUUAAAUUUUAAAAUCGCUCUAGCUACACCUUUCUUUCUUUUAAUAAUGAUUAUACUUAAUUAAACACAGAAAUCUGCCUCAAGCUUGUGCUAGUAGGACGGGGGGAAGAAUGCCGGAAUGCGACAAAAAUGUCGAGAAAACUUUACCGCGUGUGCGUUUUGGAGCUCUCAGGUUCCAGCAUCCGCCACCCAGGACGCAGCAAAUGUAUAGAAGAACUUGAUUGAUGCGAAAAGUGUACUGUAAAAGUGGAUAGUGCGAGUUAUAAAAAAAAGUAUGCAAAUACACAACCAUGAUGUAACAUUUGAAAAACCGAAA